This is a messenger RNA of Clonostachys byssicola, 693 nucleotides long. The record is from the annotation of a GenBank genome assembly. NCBI's taxonomy places the organism in Eukaryota, Fungi, Ascomycota, Sordariomycetes, Hypocreales, Bionectriaceae.
AUGUUUUUCACCUGUAUCCUACUCGUCGUGCCGAUGGCCCUAGUGCCACUGAUCGCAGCUACAUCUGGAUGUCGCUGUGGUGAUGCUGCGUUUUUGGCUAUCCCUCGUGUCAAUCUCUCUCAGGCAGCGCCGCUAUGGCCAUGCGCGGCCCAUAAACUGAUUGAUGCCAGAGGCUCGGGGGAGCCUCAGGGUGUGUCUUUAAUGUUCCAGGAUGUCCUCGAGCGUCUGUUAGCCAACAAUACAGGUGCAGUCAGCCAGAGUGUCGUCUACCCGGCCGGAUUUGACCAGAACGUUACUUCCGGGGUCCAGAACACCAAAGAUAUCAUUACCUAUGGUCUUCGGGACUGCCCGCGCCAGAAAUACCACCUCUUGGGGUACUCCCAGGGUGCAACUGUGGUUCAAGAAGCGCUUGGAAAACUAGACAACGAGUCGAUGGCCGCGGUUGGUAGUAUUGUCUUGGUCGGCAACCCGUAUCGUAUUCCCGGACGGCUCUCUAAUCUCGAUGCUUACGGGAAUCCUGAUAAUCGUACUGCAUACGGUCUUUUCGCUACACAGGCCCUUAAGUCGAACGUUACUAUCCCAACGUACAACGAGAGCGUUGACCGUAGCGCCAAGGUUGCCGACGUUUGCCUUCAGGUAGUGGUGGCCGUUCCCGACUUAGGUGACUGUACUCUUGUGACUGAUCAUCUCUAG